GCUUCGAGUAACCGGUCAUGUGCUGUGAGCGUCUCCGUUAAAGCAUUGUUUUCGGUUACCGUUGGCUGUUAUUUUUUUUUAUCGCCCGGGUGUGCUUUUUUCGCGCGUUUUCGAACUGUUCGAGAUAUCGUAAAACGCAGUGUGAACUCGGAAUUAGUGAGAAAAGCAGAAUCAUCAAAGCCUGGCAAGGCCAGCCGGCUUUCAGUUUUCGCCGAUUUGUCGCCAUCGCAAUCGAAGUCGGACAUCGGUGCUCAGUUGCACGCACACAAUACCAGCGCGAUUCGCUGCUCACUUACAGCAGUGUGAAGGAGAGCAUCACUUCUUAGUGGUGUGUGAUAGUGCCGAGCGCUCCGAUUGAGAAGCAAGCAGCGGUUGCCAGUUCAUCAGCACUGGGGUGCAUUGUGUUAUGACAGCUUCAACAUCCGCCCGUCGCCUCAGCACUGCACCAAACUGUACCGUGGGUACCGAAAGCAAAACCUGUUGUCAAUUAAACAAAGCGAAACAGCAAAAACAACUACGAAAAACUACAAAUCACUCGGUUAGCCACUACAAUUACCAAAAAUCACCAGUGAGUAUUAAGAGAUAAAGAUGGAGAGAUGAAUAGAAGAUAAAAGCGAAAGAUAACAGAAACGCACACGGAUAGGUCAGGAAAAAUAGACAUAAACGCGGAGCGUGGCGAUGAGAUGAACAGUUUCUACUCUGGGUUUGCACGCAAACUUCAAACUAUGCAUUCGCAUUUGGUCGGCGAGGAAAAUCAAGAAAAACCACCCAAAGUGACGUUUAUGGAAAAUUUCCGAGAGUAUUGCUUAAAUACCACCAUUCACGGUUUCAAGUAUGUCGGAACUGUCGGUCUAUCUGUGUUCGAACGCACAUUUUUCGCCAUUUCGUUCCUGCUAGUUUCGAUCCUCUCGAUCUACUUCAUCAGCAGCGUGUACCAGAAGUGGCAAUCGACCCCGAUCAUCAUCGGUCUCAACCCGAUCGCGACCCACAUCCGGGACAUCCCGUUUCCAGCGGUUACGAUCUGCAACAUGAACCAAGCCAGACGAACAGCGGCGGAGAGGAUCGCCCCGAACAGUCUGGAACACGCGAUGCUCGAGAGUAUUUGCUCAUUGGAUGGCGAGUACAACGCGACCAACUACGAGGGCAAGUGGUCAAAUGUACAGAAGACUCUACUGAACGCCACCCAGCCUUGUCACAGGAUGAUCCAGGCCUGUCGAUAUGCACAAAAGGUUCAACGAUGUAUCCAUAUGUUUCAGCCUGUGUUGACCGACGAAGGGUUGUGUUGUACCUUCAACAACGUCGAUCCGGCGUAUAUGAUGCAGCAUACGGACAUCACCGCAAGACAACCGGAAGCCUCAGAAAAUCCAUUUGAACCGAUCGAGUGGACACCGGAGGGUGGGUACAAGGGGAAGCCGAGGAAUACCACGUAUCCACGAGCAAUCGCGGGGACCGGUACGAACAUGGGCCUAACCGUCAUAUUGGACGCCAACGUGAGCGAUUAUUUCUGUUCCUCGACCAGCUCGUACGGCUUCAAAUUACUCCUGCAUAACCCCACAGAGACUCCCAAGAUGGCCGAGUAUGCCCAGUACAUCCAGGUCGGCACUGAGAACCGCAUCAUCGUGAAUCCAAAAAUCAGCGAUGCGUCUUACCUAAUCCGGAAGGUAGCACAAGCUCAGCGGCAGUGCGUUUUCGCCAACGAAGCUAACUUGUCCUAUUUCCGGACGUACUCUCGGAAUAACUGUGAGAUGGAGUGCGAGGCUCGGUUGAUUCAGGAGAACUGCGGCUGCGUUCUGUACUAUAUGCCGAAGCUACGGGAGGACACCAAAAUCUGUAGCAAAGCCGAUGCCGGAUGUUACGAGGAAAUAAAAUCGUCGAUCGCUUUGACGGCGAACACCAGCCUGAUGUGCAGCUGUCUACCGGGGUGUUUUGAGAUCAGCUACUCGAUGUAUCUGACCACGGCAGAGUUGUGCAUCGGGAAGUUUAAGAUACGCGAGAAGUUGUUGACCCAAAAUGAUUCGUAUGCGAGGGCAAACAUCGCCUUAGUUUAUAUAUUUUUCUCGGAUACUUACUUCAGAAGCUUCACUAAAGGGGAAUUGGUUGGCUUCACAGACUUCCUCUCCAACAUUGGUGGACUGUUGGGGUUAUUCAUGGGAUUUUCCCUAAUAUCUUUGGCGGAAGUAUUCUACUUCAUAACAUUGAGGCCCCUUUUCGCAAAACGGAGGGAACAAAAAGAACGCUCACAUCGAGAUAAGAUGCGUAAUAGAGAAAUGAACAUAAUCUACAACAAUGUUUUUCAGAUCGUUCAGAAGCCCCAGCAAGUCUAUGGCAACGACGAUACCAGUCCCGUAAGCGACAUGCCGCGACAAGUUGAAACGUUCCUUAAUGUGCAAUUUAAGAAAAUUUCGAAAUGGAUAACGGAUGUUCUACAUUUGCGCAACGGUACGGUUGACUCGAGGAACAGAUCAACGUUCCCUUUUUACGAAUGACUAGUGUUACACCCUGCACGUGGUUUACCUUAUCAUAUAACCUUGUGAUCUCUCACCUGCUAUACUGAAGUACCUUGAUGUAGAAAUGUCAGAUACGAUUUGUAA
This is a messenger RNA of Toxorhynchites rutilus septentrionalis, 2591 nucleotides long. It is a transcript of the gene ppk12, whose product is annotated as pickpocket protein 28. Gene Ontology annotation, molecular function: ligand-gated sodium channel activity. Gene Ontology annotation, cellular component: membrane. The record is from RefSeq and is a predicted model, not a curated record. Lineage: Eukaryota; Metazoa; Arthropoda; Insecta; Diptera; Culicidae. The transcript is spliced from 7 exons. Bases 684 to 2486 code for a protein of 600 amino acids. Gene Ontology annotation, biological process: sodium ion transmembrane transport.